Lingula anatina is the source of this 1667-nucleotide messenger RNA. RefSeq names its product carnitine O-palmitoyltransferase 1, liver isoform-like. Gene Ontology annotation, biological process: carnitine metabolic process; fatty acid metabolic process. The record is from RefSeq and is a predicted model, not a curated record. Gene Ontology annotation, cellular component: mitochondrion. NCBI's taxonomy places the organism in Eukaryota, Metazoa, Brachiopoda, Lingulata, Lingulida, Lingulidae. Gene Ontology annotation, molecular function: carnitine O-palmitoyltransferase activity.
UUAUCUCGGUCUUUCUCGGUCUCUCACGGUACCUGCUUUGCACAUUAGCAUUCCUCUUAGCUACAACGGCGACAUAAACCGCUGUCAAAGCAGAGAGGGAUUGGGUACACUUCUUUUUUUUUUUCUGUCUGGAAGGUAAGCAGCAACCAUGCAGGAAGUAACGCGGUACUUUACGCCGUCAGUUGUUGGAGCGCUGGUUGCAAUUUUCCUGACAGUUUCUCCAAAACCGGUGGAAGAUUUGCUGUCGGUUGGAGAGCAAUGGCUCUCCCCAGCAAUCCGAGCAGCUUUGCCGCAAAACCUGAAUACUGGAGUGACGGCAAUGAUCGGGUUCUUUUUGGGAUUCAGUUUCAUGCAUUUUUGGCUUUGGUUCCGUUGGCAGCUGUUAAGGAUGCUGUUUUCUUACAGAGGAUGGAUGUAUAAUCCCAAGUCCGUUGCAACCAAGAUCUGGGCUGUAUUGGUGAAAUUCCAUUUACAGCAGAAUAGAGGCCCAUAUAAAACAUUCAGUUUGCAGAAUGUGCUGCCCAGGUUACCAGUGCCCAGCUUGGAGCAGACCUGUCACAAAUAUUUGUUAUCUGUAAAGCCUCUGCUCACUGAGGCAGAGUAUGCACAGACAAAACAGGUUGUGGAGCAGUUUAAACAGAAUGAGGGGCCAAAACUUCAGGGUUAUUUAAAACUCAGGGCUUGGAAUAAAGUGAACUGGUUAUCUGAAUGGUGGAAUGACCUAGCAUAUUUGUAUCAGAGGAGUCCUAUUGCAAUUAACUCUAACUAUUACUGCCUGGACAGUGAGGCACUGCCUACAAACAACCCUAUUGCUAGGGCUGCCAAUAUGAUUCAUUAUGGUGUGCUGUUUCAUGAUUUAAUUCACACUGAGCGUCUGCCAGUCCUAUUGGCAAAUGGAUUGGUCCCAGUUUGUAUGGAUGGAUACAGAUAUAUGUUUAAUGCCUGUCGAAUUCCUGGAUUAGAGAAGGAUACAUUACACAACUUUCCAGCAUCAAACUUUGUCAUUGUGAUUCGCAAAGGAAUGUUUUUUAAACUGGAUGUGUAUGCUGAGAACAAGAAGGGCGUACUCACCCCCCUGACGCCUUGGGAAUUACAGUGUCAGCUGGAGAAGAUAUAUGAGAUGAGUGAAGAGCAAGAUGAUGGCUGUGGUGUGGCGGCUUUUACUGCAAUAAACAGAACUCAGUGGGCCAAGCAUCGCCAAGCUUUGAUACAAGCCAGUCCUGUAAACAAGGCAACUCUACAUGAGGUGGAGAGAGCACUCUGGCAUAUAUCUCUUGAUUGUGGGGUUCCUAAGGACAUAUCUGAUCAGGCAAAAAUGUUGCUAUGUGGAGAUGGAGUUAAUAGGUGGUUUGACAAAUCUCUAGUAAUGUUUGCGUUUGCUGAUGGGCGUUCUGGUGCCUUAGCUGAACAUGCCACUGCUGAUGCCACGGUAAAUUGGAGGGUCUGCUUUGUCUUGUUUAGAAUUGUUAGAUUCCGGAGAAGACAGAACUGACGCGUACAAUAUUAUACAAUUAUAUACUUUGGCACAGGUCAACAUGUUUUUUGCAGACCUAAAAAUAAAAUUGGUGCUGCAAAACAACAUAUUGAUGAAAAAACAAAGAUGUAUAAUUGUUUAAUUAUAUAAUUAUUACCGAAAUGGCAAUGUCUUCCAAGAUGACAUUAAGAGU